This is a messenger RNA of Bombus terrestris (buff-tailed bumblebee), 5161 nucleotides long. RefSeq names its product myoneurin. Gene Ontology annotation, cellular component: nucleus. Gene Ontology annotation, biological process: regulation of transcription by RNA polymerase II. The record is from RefSeq and is a predicted model, not a curated record. Gene Ontology annotation, molecular function: DNA-binding transcription factor activity, RNA polymerase II-specific; zinc ion binding; RNA polymerase II cis-regulatory region sequence-specific DNA binding. Lineage: Eukaryota; Metazoa; Arthropoda; Insecta; Hymenoptera; Apidae. The coding region runs from base 922 to 2274 and encodes 450 amino acids. The transcript is spliced from 5 exons.
CUGGAACUAUUUUUCACUGCGACAAAAACAUCUACAUUCAUCCCUUCUACCAUGAGGCGUAGUAAUACAUGCUCAGAAAAAUGGCGGGAAAGUUUGGAAAAAUUGUCAUUAAAUUUGUCGACGUGGCGCAACAUCUAAGAAAUAUAUCGAUUGAGAUCUAUUUCUAGUGAGAUAAAUUCACAAUUCUAUAAAAGCGGAGAGUAUAAAACAACUCCGAUGAAUCAUUGACGAAGAAAAUAAAAAAUACGAACGAAUGAGUCAAAGAAGAUGGCGGACCAAUUAAGAGUACCGCGUUGAUACAUUUUAUUCUUUAUUUCUAGCAAAGGGUAGUAUUUUAGAAAUACAAAUUCAUGGAUCCACGUGAAAUCUUUAAUUCCUGCCUAAAUAACGAUCGAAUGAUAAUAAAAUACAUUAUAAUAUUCUAAUAGCAAAUAUCGUUUAAUACGACCGGAAUCCAUAAAUAAAACAAUUGGUUAUAUACAUAUGUUUUUCAAAUCGACGAAUGCUAUUAUAUAUUUUGUAUUGAGCACUCGUUUCGGGAGAGACGCCGACGCCCGGCGCCGACGUCGUUUUUAAAGCGUCAACGUUGUGCUGGAGUAAUCUCACCCAAUCCGGGAGACUCAUAAGUAAAAAAAAUCGUUAGAAUAAUCAACCCUCUCAGACACGCUGGCACGUCGUAAAGAUGCAUUGCUGAAAGUUUUAUAUCGGACGUUUCCAACGUUUUUCCAUCACGGUGCUAAGAUAACGAAAGGGAGGGAAAAUAAGCAAUAAGCAAUGAAUUUAACAUUGUGAAACGGGGCCGCGUGAAUCAUUUAACAUAAAUCAUUUUUAAAUCGUGCUUGUACAUAUAAAUUAGUGAGAAAAAAAAUAUUUCCUUAGCGUGGUGAUAUCUCGUCAUAUUUUUUUUUCUUUCUUUUUGAAAUGGGUACGGCGAGUCGCGAUUUCGAGCGCGAUCGGGAGGACGAGAUCCACUGCCGAAUUUGUGCUAGUGACAUACCAAGAAACGACGGGGUCCACAUUUUCGCUGAGGAUGGUAGACGGCACUACCUGCAGACCAAAAUACGAAAAUAUCUCUACAUCUUGGUGUCCUCUGAAGAUAAAUUAUCAAAAAUGGUAUGUGUUACGUGCAUUAAAAGAUUAGAAAGUAUUCAUCGCUUUGCUAUGAUGGCAUAUAGAACGCAGGAAAAGUUAAAAUCUCAGUUAUAUAGUAAUAGUGAUGAUACAAAUAUACAGGAUGUAGAAAGAGAAAGUGUUAAAGAUGUGCAAAACACAAGGAGGAUAGAAGACCGGGGAUUAUUACAUACAAUAUUAACAAAAGGGGCAAUAGAAAUUUUGGCUGAAGGCGAACCACUGGGACCAUCAGAAUUAAUGUCACAAGAAGAUAAAUGUCAUACUCCAAGUAUGGAAGAAAUGGAAGUCAAGGUAGACCCAAUGUUAUUUUUACAGUAUGGUAUGGAGAAUUCAGCAUCAGAAACUUCAGAAGCAUCUGAUACAGAAGAAAUAAUAACAAAAACAAACUCCCCAGAACCAUUACCAUUAACAAAUAAAAUUGAUGAAAUAAAAAAGGAAACAAAAGAGGAGAGCAAUGAUAAAUUACAAGAAGAUACUGAAGAACUUAUUUCUAAUGUAUCAACUAAACCUCAUGAAUGUACAAUAUGUGCUCGAUCCUUUAUAUCUCAAAUUGGUUUACAAAAUCAUUUAUGGUCUCAUUUGCCUAAAGAUAAACGACUUGAUGGGAAGCCUAUUUUAAGAUCCCAACAAGUUUAUUCUACUAAUGGUGUACUUCAUAUGAAUACUGAUAAUAAUUCAUCAAGCAAUUUUAUCUGUCCAAUUUGUAGUAAAAAAAUUUCUACUAAAGGAAAUCUAAAAGUACAUUUGGAAACUCAUCGGCCUAAGGGAAAAUAUGGUUGUGACAUAUGUGGUAGAAUCUUUAAAACACAGUCAAAUUUAUUCAGACACAAGGAGUACCAUGGUGGUAUACAAUUUCCAUGCAAUGUAUGUGGGAGAGUUUAUCCAACAAAUUCUACAUUACGAGCUCAUAGUAUAACGCACUCGGAUUUGAGGCCGCACGCAUGUCCUCUUUGUGAUAAAACUUUUAAAAGAAAUCAAGAUUUAAAGUUUCACAUAAAUCAACAUACAGGUGCAAGGCCUUAUCAAUGUCCAUAUUGUCCGAAAGCUUUCGCGAGUUCUGGAAAUUGUUUCUCACAUCGUAAAAGAAUGCAUCCUCGAGAAGUACAUCGAGAUAGACAAAGAGCAGCAGAUUUAAUGAGAUGAACCAUGGGUAGCCAAUACGAAGAAUGGUUUUAGAAAAAUAAAAUACUUUACGAUAUUAUCGUAUCCAUGUGUAUUAGCUAUUGUAAUGAGAAACAUGAGCUUUAAUUUUGAAUAUUAAUGGUGCUAAAACGCAAGGAGCAACGGAACUUUUGUAUACUUUAAUUGAGUCGUUUGAACAUAGUGUUAGGUACUUAUUGUUAUUGACAAGCACUUAGUUGUUUGUUCUUAUGGCGUAACUAGGUCUUCUUUACAUAUUAUAAAAUAGAAACAAAUAUAUAUUUUUCUUAAUUUUUUAACUUAUUGAUGUUAUCAAACUUGAUAUACUUCCAUUGUUGUUGAUGAAUUUAGUGAUUAUUAUUUAUUGACUCAUAUAUAGUACAAGUGAUAAUAACGAUAGGUUUUAAACUUUCUAGUUAAAAUAAGAAAUUCGUAUUUUUUACCGUUUAUCAAUAUUUAACUUGUAUACAUUUUCUUCUGCAUAUUUAAGGGUAGAAGUUAUAGACCACCCUUGCUACCAUUUCUUAAAAACGAUUUUAUGACAAUGCGAUCGUUAAAAAAUUAUACGUAAAAUAAAGUUUUAUUUUACAUGCCCAUCGUUAACGACGUAAUGCUGAACAUUAUUCAGUCGAAGAACAGUAUUAUUCAAAUAAUUUUCAAUGUAAUACAAAUUAACCCAUCGGUAAUGAGCACAAUGAAGUAUUAAAUUUUAAAAUUAAGAUUAAAGUGUAUCUCUCAUAAUUUGCGUAAAAAAUUGACUAGUAAAGAAAAUUUAGUAAACGUAAGAUAACUGUGAUUUUUUAUAAAUCGGUGGUAUAUUAGAAAAUUCAGUCAUAUCCGAUGGGUUUAAGUAUAUAUGUAUUGGAUAUUGUAGAUAUAAAACAAAAUAAUAAUAGUAACGUGACUAUUUAUUUCCGUACGCUCAAAAUUUGGUCUAAAUUUGACGAAAUAUAAUUUUUUUUAAUAAUUAAAUACGAAUAAGGAAUUUACAAUAUUUUUUGAAACCUUGAACGGGUACUCUGUAUAUUGUAUGUGAUAUUUUUAAGCAACAUGUACUUAGUAUAUUUUCAAGAGACAAAAGGUACAAAAGGUUGGACAUUGAAAUUAUUUGAUAUUUAUUUCACGAUUGUCGUGUCACCGAAGGAACGAUUUUAUUUUAUUUUUACGAAUAACAUAAAUGGAUUUGAAUGGUGAUGAACGUUCUGAAAAAAGGAACGUGUUAUUUUGUCCAUAUAAAAAGAGCUGUUUAACGAUAUUUGAUAAAGUAUUUAUAUUUACGAAAUGAUUAAAAAAUGACCAAAGGCGAAAAAAAGAAAAGAACCGGAAAAGGAAGCAUUUCUUUAGGAAGUAAAAGUAGAAAAUUUUGUAGUUCGAGGCAUAUUUUUAGCACAAUACAUGAACAACAUCAUCAUUAAGUAACGUUAAGACUGUAUACGAAAUUCUGUGUCAAAUUAGAGUAAUUGCGUAAAUGUAAGAGAUUAGUAUACAAUAUCAAUGGCUGUAUGUGACGAAAGAUGAUGAGUCUAGUUUAUUCAAGAUACAGUAUUAAGUAUAAUGAAUAAUGUAGAGGCUGUAGCUACCGUUACAAACGAUCAUAAUGUUAUUCUUUUAAACAGAUAUACGAUUAAAGAAAAGUAAAUGUUAACUAAAGUCUGAGUAGCUUUUAGGAAACUUUAGAUAAGAGUUUUUAGAGAAGAAGUCAUGUAAAUGUAGAGGAUUAUAGCCUCUGCUUCCAUAUGUAUCGUAUACAUCGCACACGUGCUAGAUACUUCAAAAAAAGCGGAUGUUUGAUAAUGGACAGUCACAGAAUAAUGUACGACGAUCACAUAAUUAAGAAGUAGUACUUACAAACGGAAAAAACCGUAUGUAACUGCGUGCUACCAUUGCUAAAUUAGUGUAGUAGGGUGGCCAAGCUUUCGCCAUAAUGAAAAUGAAAUGGACCAAGGAAGAAUGGAAUAGUAUUGUAAUUAACACAUCGAAUUCAAUUUAAAACAAAUUUCAAUGGUCUUUUUCAUCAUGUAUUUAGCUUCGGUUCUAAGAUUAUUUCUUAAAUCAGGUGAUAUUUAAAAGUAUCUAAAAAUAAAUGUUUCGAUAAAAUAUUUUCUCACGUUUUAUAUACAAAAAAUAUUUGAUAACGCGGAAGCUUUGACGAACAGCCACCCUAGCUUAUUUAGAGAUACAAUCGUAUAUUUUGCAAUUACCUUUUUGCAGACGCUUGCCAGUUACGUAGUUAAGUAGACGAAGAUUAUUGGAUAAUUAUAUAUCCGUGAAAAUAAUCAAUUUUUGAUAGAAAGAAAAUGAAGAGAUGAUCUCGUUCUCACGGCUCAAUUUUUACAUCUAGUUUUUGAAGCAGGGAUGAGCAAAUUAUCAUUCUCCCUUCUGAAUUUCGUUUUAACCCUAGUACUGCCAAAUACAUUGCUUUCGGAUUAUGUUAUAGUUGUUGACAAUGUUAAACAUUGUAUUCUUAUGUAUUACGUUAAUUAAUUGUAAAAACAUCUUAUUAUAAAAUUUAAUUAUGUUAUUUAUAAAAAUUAAUAUAAUUUAUAAUAUAAAUUAAUAUAAUAUAAUUAUUAUAAUAUAAUUAUUUUAUUUAUAAAACAUUAAUUAUAAAAAUCUUGUCUUAGUUAUUAGUGCUAUAUUUUUAAAUAGAUUUGCUCAACUCUUGCUAUAAGGAGUCAAAAAUUGAGUAUUUUUUUAAAGUUCACGUAACACAGAAGCGAUUAGCGUUUAAAUUAGCAAUUAAAACAAUAUCUCAGAAGUGCCAGUAAAGCAGUGAACUAACGUAGUGUAUUCCGGCAGACAAAUAUUGGAUAAUUAUAUGUAGAUUCGAGGUAUGAGUUGUCGAUAAUAUCAAUUGUGACACUUAAUAAAAUGAUUGUAUAAAAGGUCA